GGCAAUGAUAGUCCCGCUAUAUGACACAAACCUGUUGUUUAAGCGAGACCAGUAUCGCCUCGACUACCGACAGAAAAGUCAUGAAGCUGCAAGACUGUAUCAGAUUCCUCAUUUGUAUGUUGGUGGUGAAUUUUGGAAAAACUGACUGCAACAAACGCAUCAUUGAUGUUGCUGACGAUGAUCAGUUUGAAAUAAGACAUAAACGCGGCGUUUUAGAUCUUCUUUUUGGAAGGUUUCGAACCUGUGGUGCGUGUUUAUGCGGUCGAUCAAAUCGUAAUGCAGCGCGAUUAUUGGGUGGUGAACCUACAGACUCGCAUGAAUUUCCGUGGCUCGCAAAUAUUCACGUAAACUCCAAAUUGCUAUUUAGCGGAGCAUUGAUAAACGAUCGUUAUGUCUUAACAGCAGCUAGUCAACUUGUUGGAGCCACAGCACAUGAAAUAAAGAUAUCCUUGGGAGAAUACGAUCGAUGUACCUUAGACAUCUCGUCAGUAAACAACAGCGUCGAAUCUAUAAUCUUGCAUCCAGAAUUCAAUCCAGAGUCAAGUACUCACGAUCUAGCUUUAAUUCGUUUGAGUCGACCAACUAAAUUCGAGAAGAGAAUAUCGCCGGUAUGCUUGCCCAAUCCAGGAUCAACUUAUCUCGGUCAAGUUGGGACUUUAGUAGGCUGGACCAAACACAAAGACAAUAUUGGUAAUCAGACGUGUAGGCCUCGAAAAUUAGGACUUCCUAUUCUAGGAUAUAAAGAGUGUGCUAAAUCAGGAAUAAAUCCAACAACCUUAAAUGAUGAUUACGGAUGCAUUGGAGUUGUGGGUACAAAUUCUUUAGUGUGCGGAAAUGACGUUGGAUCUUCUGUGCAAUAUCGAUCAUACGGCGGAAUUUACGACCUCAUUGGAAUUAUUCCGAGCGUGAAUGAAUGUAACGAUACUCCUAGACCAACUGUUUUUACGAGAGUAGGACCGCGUCUCGAUUGGAUAUUACAACAUACUAAGGAUGCAUGCUACUGUACGAAAUAAAAUACAGGCCAACUUUGAGUCAUUCUAUGAAAAACUUAUUGCACAUAUACAUAUAAUACUGAUAAGUACAUUUAUUGUCAUUAUUUCUACUAUUAUAAUAUACAUGUUAUAUUUUAGAAAGCACAUAAAAUAAUUUUGAAUGUCAAUAUAAACAGAAUAAAGACCAUUUGCUUAACA
This is a messenger RNA of Vollenhovia emeryi, 1190 nucleotides long. Its product is annotated as vitamin K-dependent protein C-like. Gene Ontology annotation, biological process: proteolysis. Gene Ontology annotation, molecular function: serine-type endopeptidase activity. The transcript is spliced from 7 exons. The coding region runs from base 21 to 1013 and encodes 330 amino acids. Lineage: Eukaryota; Metazoa; Arthropoda; Insecta; Hymenoptera; Formicidae. The record is from RefSeq and is a predicted model, not a curated record.